AUGCGGGAUGAGUCAGGCUAUAUGAUGCUUUUGCUGUCGCUUCCAUUUCAUCAGCAAAAAAACAUCCAAACAUUUCUCCAUCUUCCAAGCGUGGUUCAAAAAAUGACGUGGAUCAAAAAUCUUUGACUUUACGCGACUUUGAAGCAGGCAGGGAUCAUUCCAACAACACGCCGACUGAUCUUUAGCAACAUCCAAGCAAAAUAGACCGCCUACACGCGCAGUUUGGUUUGCACCUGUUUGUUUUGUUUUAUGUAGAGACGAAUGUUUUGUUUAUUAUUCGGCAUGUGUGAAUAGUUUAUGUCCGUCAUUUCAUCCAGCGGUUUCUAAAGAGGCUUUAAUCCUUUAAAGAUUAUGGAAUCUGCCGUUUGGUAGCUUUGAACCGACCAAACAAAAACACCUGAGUAAACAUGGAGGCAAUUUGGCUUUACCAAUUUCGACUGAUUGUUAUUGGGGACUCCACUGUUGGAAAAUCGUGUUUAAUUAGACGAUUCACGGAAGGCCGCUUCGCACAGGUGUCAGACCCGACGGUAGGGGUGGAUUUCUUCUCCCGCCUGGUGGAGAUCGAACCUGGAAAACGCAUUAAACUGCAGAUUUGGGACACUGCAGGACAGGAACGCUUCAGGUCUAUUACCAGAGCCUAUUAUCGUAACUCAGUGGGAGGUCUACUGCUCUUCGACAUAACCAACCGUCGCUCCUUCCAGAACGUUCACGAGUGGCUAGAGGAGGCACGCAGCCACGUGCAGCCCCACAGCAUUGUCUUCUUGCUGGUCGGUCACAAAUGUGAUCUGGAGCCACAGCGUCAGGUCAGCCGGCAAGAGGCAGAGAAGCUAGCAGCUGCAUAUGGCAUGCGCUACGUGGAGACUUCAGCACGCGAUGCCAUAAACGUGGAGAGGGCUUUUACAGAGCUAACACGGGAUAUAUUUGAGCUGGUGAAGAGUGGGGAGAUUACCAUCCAGGAGGGUUGGGAGGGAGUGAAGAGUGGAUUUGUACCAAACGUGGUGCAUUCAUCAGAAGAAGUGACAAAGGGCGAUCGUCGGUGUUUCUGUUGAGUCUGUAAUCAACACCCUGGUACCUAUCAAACAUUUGGGCCCUGGUGGACAAAAUAAACGCUUCCUCCAAUCACAGGGUCAGUCUUCAACUCACUGAUUAUGACAUCACCCCUUUCCUGCCUGCUGAUUGCCUAAAUGAGUCCCACUAUACCACAUUGCUUCACUUUUCUAUACUACUUUGCUAAUUUUCCUCAAUCACACAAUCUUGUAUAUGGCCAACUUGAACUGAUAAGAAUGGAAGCUUAGUUAAAAAAUAAAUACUUUUGCAGAACUCCUGCUGAAAGGCCAUUCAAAAACUAUAUCUGCACAUCUGUAAUUCUUUCUAUUGAGCCACAAAAGUUUGACUUCCCAAAUAAAGAUGUUCUGGCUUUGGACGUCUCCAAUAUCGAGAAUAAGCUUGUUCCAAGUAUCUUCUAUUGGUUGUCUCAUGGGAGAGAUAACUGACUAACACAAGUUUUGCUUGCUGUCUUCAAAGCUGGGAUACACAUUUCUGUCGACUCAAAAACUUCAGACUUCAGAAACAUUUGAUUGCUGAAGGUGUGAAGUGUCUGAUUAGUUUAGUAAAAUGAAAGACAAAGGCAAGGAGAUAUACUGCAAUAUACUACAUGAAGAAUUCCAAGAGUGGAAAAACACAUGAUCUGUAAUGAUUCCCAUAUGAACAAAAAAAUGUAAAAAAGGGUUUUCAAUUGUAAUUGAAAUGGUGAGAUACGGAUGACACAUGGUAUGAUAAUGCAUCAUAUCACCCAGAUGGUAAUUUUUUAUGAUCUAACGGAAAGAUUCGUAAGGGAUUACUGGAAGCACAUCCAUGAGCCCCAGAUGGAUUAAUACAUUUGUGCAUCAUUUUAAAAAUAUUAUAAUUUCACUUAUCACACAUUGCCACAAAACGCCUCUGGUGCUCACCAGAAUUACAAAGAAACCUUAACCUGUUGUAGUUAUGUACAUCUUUUACACCUUUUAUCCCAAAGAGUGUUUCUGAGUGUUACAGCCUGAGAUUGUACUAUCUAAUGGGAAAAAAGAAAGCUUUUCCCAUAGGUUUUCUAACUGAAGUGAGGGCCAUUGACCUUUCACACAUUCACAUAAGACAUCUGUAUCUAUAGAGCUUGUAUCGCCACAUAUUUAACCCUAACUUUAUUCAUCUAUAACAUCUUUACUUUUUGAAAUGACUUGCUCUUCACUUUUACUUCUACAAAAUAUAUCCGCUAUGUUUCUCAAAAUCAAAUCGGAGAAUAUGUGUCUAUACAGUUCAUAACAGUGCACAACUGGCUGAGUUGUUAAUCUUUUACAUUAUUGGAUAACAUGAAGCCAUUUCAAAACAUGGCUGAGACAGGGUCUCAGGGAAGAACCAGAGGAUUUUGGAUUGGGUUGACCACUUGCUCGCUAUGUAAGCUUUUUGUGGCUGAUGUGGAUUUGCAAAGACUGGCUGUACAAACACUACUGAUUCUGUUUCAGUGAUUUUGAGACACCCUGUACCUCUUUAUCAAGGGAACAUGAAAUGUACUAAAGAUUAAAGUAACAUGUUAAAAA
Messenger RNA from Carassius gibelio (silver crucian carp), 2573 nucleotides. Its product is annotated as ras-related protein Rab-39B-like. Gene Ontology annotation, cellular component: Golgi membrane. Gene Ontology annotation, biological process: Rab protein signal transduction. The transcript is spliced from 3 exons. The coding region runs from base 408 to 1049 and encodes 213 amino acids. The record is from RefSeq and is a predicted model, not a curated record. Gene Ontology annotation, molecular function: GTP binding; GTPase activity. NCBI's taxonomy places the organism in Eukaryota, Metazoa, Chordata, Actinopteri, Cypriniformes, Cyprinidae.